AGCCAAAUUAAUUGGUUUCAGUUUGUGGGAUUCAAUCACACGGAAAAAAACGAUGAAGAUCACGGCAGUGCUGGUUCUGACUUUGGCCGCCCUUGUAGCAGCCUCGAAUGACAUCGAUUGGCGCAAGGUCCGGCCAGCCUGGCGAAUGCCACGCUACUGGAGACGUCUUCCGGCGGAGGUUAAGAAACAGAUGCUAGGCGAACUGAAAGAUUUACCGAAGCACCGCCCCGAAGGUCGAAUUGUCGGCGGGUAUGAGGCCACCGCCGGACAAUUCCCAUAUCAAGCGGUACUUAUUUCCCAGUUCGAACAAGGUGGUGCACUAUGCGGAGGAUCGAUUCUUUCGCCAAACUUCGUUUUGACUGCAGCACACUGCGUUGAUCAAGCCUCUGGAGGAACCGCCAUUUUGGGUGCUCAGGAUCGAACCAAUGCCGAUGAAGUCGGACAGGUUCGUAUUCCUUUCGUGGAAGCAGGAAUUUAUUAUCAUGAGAAUUGGAAUCCCGAACUGAUUCGCUACGAUAUCGCUACGGUUCGUUUGCAAAGUGCGGUCACCUACAGCGACCGCAUUCAACCUGUUACGCUUCCAACCUGGAGUGAUGUUGAAAAUGAUUUCGCAGGAGUGACCGGAACGGUUUCCGGAUUCGGACGCUUCUCGGAUGAUAUCGAUGCUGCCUCGGAUAUCCUGCGAUAUGUAACCAAUCCAAUUCAAACCAACACUGCUUGCAACCUUCGUUUCCUGGGAUUAAUUCAGCCCGAGAAUAUUUGUUUGUCUGGCGAAAAUGGACGUGGUGCUUGCAGCGGUGACUCCGGUGGUCCGUUGACAAUUUCUCGCGACGGAAAAACAGUCCAAGUAGGCGUCGUAUCGUUUGGUUUGGCUCUCGGCUGCGAGCGAAACUGGCCCUCGGCGUUUGCCCGUACAACCUCCUUCCUACAAUGGAUUCAAGCGCACUCCGAUGUAAUUAUCGAAGCCUAAAUGCUGUGCUAGAAAGUAGUGAAAUAAAAAUUAACACAUUUCGGCAUUUGCUUGAGAACUUUGAAAA
Malaya genurostris is the source of this 1037-nucleotide messenger RNA. Its product is annotated as brachyurin-like. The coding region runs from base 53 to 970 and encodes 305 amino acids. The transcript is spliced from 2 exons. NCBI's taxonomy places the organism in Eukaryota, Metazoa, Arthropoda, Insecta, Diptera, Culicidae. Gene Ontology annotation, biological process: proteolysis. Gene Ontology annotation, molecular function: serine-type endopeptidase activity. The record is from RefSeq and is a predicted model, not a curated record.